CGGUUUCGAUCGUCGACGACAGGCGUGGCUGGACUUCGGACUGCGUGCAAACCGCAAUCUCGCAUCCCAUAUAUACAACAGCGACCAACCACCAGGAUGGCGUUUCGGCUCGGUCUACUCUCAGCCGCGCUGUCGAUCCCCGUCCUCUACUCCGGCGGGCCAAAGUUUGUUGCCCCGGUGUACGGUCAAUUCCUCUCGGAACAGCACCAUUUCGAAGCGGCUUUGGGGUCCGUCGUGCUGGGUGCCGCUCUUGGAUAUGCUUUUACGUCCGUCAGAGCGACGGCUGAAAGUAAAGCACGACCGCAUACUGUGAUUUCCCUGCUUGUGUCGUUACUCCUAACAGCAGCGCCGGGGGUGAUGCGAACACUGUUCUCGCAUAGCAGAGAGUGGGGCCCAGAAUGGGGACCUUUGUUGACCAUGGCGCCGGUGUAUGCGGCGAUAGCCCUCUUGUCGGCCGUCGCAGUGCUUGCUACACCAGCACUUAAUCCCUUCAUGGAAGCGACGGCAGUGUCCGCGGCCCUCAUCAGCAGUCUGCGGAGAGCGGAUGCAAUCGUGGACAAGAUUGGCGAGUUUACAGGCGGCAGCAGCACGUGCGGAUUUCUGAGAUUUUUAUCGUUCUUUUGGCUGUCUCAGACCGCUGUAGAUGCGUUGAUGGCAGGGAUGAGCACGUCCCCGGCCGUUGUUGCGACCACCGACGCGAAGAAUGACGGCAAGAAGCCUGGCAAAGCUGCCAAAGCUGCCAAAGCUCUUGCCAAGACGCCCCAGGCAUCUGCAGCGAAAAAUAGGCUAUUUUCUAUGGGGGCGUUGAUCGUUCUGUCAACCGGAACAGUCUUCCUCGGUAGCCUGUUCCCGGAAUCCCGUCAGUGCAGCGCUUCGGUGAAGUUGGACAACAAGUACGAGCUCCUCGCUCUGAACGAGUCCGUUACCGGAUAUCUGUACGUCAUUCAAGACAACAGCAAACACGGCGGCAUGCGAUUGAUGCGAUGCGACCAUUCGCUAAUUGGCGGUGGCUACCCAGAAUACGACUUUGACUCGGUAUUCGGAAGCUUCUACUUCCUAGACUUUGUGCAGUACAUCACGAGCGGCAGAGCCUCUGCGACAACGACGCGCAAAGCUUUGCAGAUUGGUUUGGGCGUAGGGGCGUCCACAAAGACGCUCUUAGAACAUGCCCGAGUGUCGUUAGAUCUGGUGGAGCUGGAUCCCUUGGUGGUUGAAUACGCGAAAACGUACUUUGCACUCCCGGAACCUGCCACGACGCACAUAGGGGAUGGGAGAGCAUUCAUCGACGACGCACCGGACAACACCUACGACUUUGUCAUUCACGACGUGUUCACCGGCGGUGUUGUCCCAGGCAAGCUCUUCACGGUGGAAGCCAUAAGAGGCGUCAAACGGGUCCUCAAACCCAAAGGUGUCCUCGCCCUCAAUUUCGUCGGCACCUUGGAAUCGAUCGCCACAAAAUCGGUCGUGAGCACCCUCAAGGACGUGUUCCCCUACCUCGAGAUCUACACCGAAGACAAGCUAGAGAACCUUGCCGAGUCGCCGCUUUACAACAUGGUGUUCUACGCGUCUACGCACCCAAUCACAUUCACGAUUCCGGAAACGGCGACGCUGCCACAUACGUCGCAUAUGUACAGACAUUUCGUGGAUAGGUUCCCUGCUAGUCGGGCGACGGACUCGCCAGUGUUUGAGGAAAUGGUGGGGAACCUGGAUGAGAGGCUGAUCAUCACGGACAAACACAACCCCCUGGCGACGUUGCAAAUCGAGAGUGCCGAAAAACACUGGGGGGUCAUGCGAAAGUUGUUUGAUGAUGAAUUCUGGACGGGAUUCUGAUCCGCCCUUUCGGCAUCACAAUCAUGGACGUAGAUAUGACCGCCGGGUGGCCCAUGCUCUUUAUGAGCUAUUCUCUUUCAGUACACGGUCACAGCAAAUCCCUCCGUCCCACCCAUCGAUAUAUCAACAGCUCUAUAAUCUGCGUCGCGGAAGCUUAUAGUAGUCGCCAUGCACAUCUCCACACGCAAUGGCACGCAUCCGACAAAUACCGUGCGGGGGGAUACGAUGAAGAUCGAAGAUGAGGAGCGGUCGGUCACUGAGAGGGAAGCAGGGUGGGGGACGGAUGGUUGACGGGGGGCCGGCCGGCUUUUGCAGUGCCGUCGAUUUUCAUGUAACCAAGUGACUACGUUUUCUUCACUUCUCAAUACAUCAUACAGACGAUCGGGUUGUAUCUCCAGCCCUCUCGGAAGGGCCCAUUGUUUCCAUCAAGCUUCUUUUGACGCUACAUGGUGGCAUUCGUGAAGAUGGGCAGGACUUAUGUG
Fimicolochytrium jonesii is the source of this 2312-nucleotide messenger RNA. RefSeq lists its product as uncharacterized. NCBI's taxonomy places the organism in Eukaryota, Fungi, Chytridiomycota, Chytridiomycetes, Spizellomycetales, Powellomycetaceae. The record is from RefSeq and is a predicted model, not a curated record. Gene Ontology annotation, biological process: polyamine biosynthetic process. The transcript has a single exon. Bases 97 to 1830 code for a protein of 577 amino acids.